This is a messenger RNA of Adineta steineri, 750 nucleotides long. Lineage: Eukaryota; Metazoa; Rotifera; Eurotatoria; Adinetida; Adinetidae. The record is from the annotation of a GenBank genome assembly.
AUGUAUCCUUCACUUCAAGCACAUCAAAAAGAACUUUGGCGAAGAUCCUAUCCAACUACAGUUGGUUUUCUUUUGUCAAUAUUUCAAAUGUUUCUUACUCAUGUCAUUUUGGGUUGUGAAAUAGUUACUUUAUUUUUCCAUUUUCCUCGAAUGAAUAUUUUUCUUGGCUAUUGGACAUAUCCAUUCUUUAUGUGUGCAUGGAUAUCAUUAGCAGGCGCAAGUUGUUGUUGUCGAAUUCGUUGUUGUGGAAUAGCAACAAUGGUUUUUCAAUGUUUUGCAAUGGUCAUGGCAUCAUCUGUAAUUGUUCUGGAUUCAUAUUUUUUAGCCUAUCCUCUUCAAUGCUUUUUUUCAUCAAAUUGCAGUUAUUCAACUUAUGUCUAUAGUGAUCUUUGGAAUCUAAAUACUUUAUAUGCAAUUCGAGUUCCAGUCAUUCGAGGUCAAUUAUCAGCUGGUGUAUUAAUGUUAGUUUCAUGCUUUAUUUAUAUUAUUAUUUAUGUGAAGACAAAUUCUCGAGUAUCAACAGGAGUUACAGUUCAAAAUGAUCCAAUUAUUCCAAUGAAUACAAUUCCUACAAUAACAGAUUAUAGUCGUCCUGUGAUGGUUUCCUCUUAUAUUCAUCCAUCAAAUAGAAAUUCUAUUAAUAAUAAUUUAAUACUGCCCAACAAUACACUUCUUGCAAAUCCAAUCAAUCUAUUUACCUGUUCUUCAUGUAACUCAACAUAUCAAGUUUCUUUUACAUUAAAAGUCUAG